AAUAAAAGAGUUGUCUGCAACUUCCGGUCUAAAAAAUUAUGAUAAAUUUUCAGCACGAAACCAGCGACACCUACAGAAUACAGAAUACAGAAACCAGAAGCUGACUUUAUAUCUAAAUCUAGUGUGUUCUACAUGUUCUAAGAAAUGGAAUUUGCAGAAUUUAUCAAGACCCCUACAGUAGAGAAUGUCUGUAUGAAACGUCCUUUUACCAAACCAGUUACUGGUACACUUUGUAUCACAGGGCAUCAUGUAAUACUGUCCUCUAGAUCAGAAAAUCAUGAGGAAUUAUGGCUUUUACACAGCGCUAUUGACAGUACAGAGAAAAAAAUGACCCAGUCCAAUGGGAAAUAUAUACUGAUUCUGAAAUGUAAAGACUUACAGAUGAUAGAGUUAGAAUUCAAUGGUGGUGAUGACUGUUUAGAUGUAGCAUCAUCGAUAGAGAAUCUGUCUCAUGUUGAUGAUAUUAGCUUGAAGUAUCCAUUUUUCUAUCGAGCUGGAUUUGAGCCAUUAGAGGACGGCUGGCAGGCAUUUUUACCAGAAAAUGAAUACACUAGGUUUAAAGAUUGCUCUGAGGAAUGGAGACUUAGUUAUGUUAACAAAGAUUAUAAGGUUUGUGCAUCCUAUCCCCAUGCUGUGAUUGUACCUAAAUCUAUAGAUGAUGAAACAGUUAUAAAGGCUUCCCAGUUCAGACAAAAUGGCAGGUUCCCUGUUCUAAGUUAUUAUCACAGACAGACAAAGGCUGUGAUGAUGAGGUGUAGUCAACCAUUGACAGGAAUGAACAACAAAAGAUGUAAAGAAGAUGAACGAAUGGUCAAUUCUGUAAUGGGGCGGGGCAACAAAGGUUAUAUCAUAGACACAAGGUCACCUUCUGCUGCUAAAUCAGCACAGAAUAAAGGUGGAGGUUAUGAACCUGAAGUAUAUUAUCCACAGUGGAGACGGAUACAUCAGUCUGUGGAUAGGAGACAAGCUUUCCAUGACUCACUCAUCAAAUUGAUGGAAUCAUCCCUUGACAACACCAGUAGUAUGGACAAAUGGCUAUCAAAGUUAGAAUCCAGUAACUGGUUAUCACAUGUCAAAGAUAUACUAACCUGUGCUUGUACUGUAGCACAGUGUAUAGAUUCUGAAGGGGCUUCAGUAUUGGUCCAUGGAUCUGAGGGAUUUGAUACAACUUUACAGGUUACCUCCCUUGUACAACUUAUAUUGGACCAUGACUGUAGGACCAUUAAUGGAUUUGAAGCCUUAGUAGAACGUGAAUGGUUACAAGGAGGACAUCCAUUUGCUGACCGCUGUUCCAAAUCAGCAUUUGCCAUUACUAAACAGAGAAGUGAAUCUCCUAUUUUUCUUCUCUUUUUAGAUUGUGUCUGGCAGAUAUGGCAACAGUUUCCUUGUUCAUUUGAGUUCAAUGAAGAGUUUCUUGUCCUGCUGUUUGAACACACCUACUCCUCACAAUUUGGUACAUUCCUGUGCAAUAAUGAAAAGGAAAGAAAAGAGUGUAAAUUGUCCUCAAGAACAGUCUCUUUAUGGACAUAUUUAGCAAGACCAGAAGUUUUACAGAAGUAUCUUAAUCCUAUGUAUGAUCCUAAUCCACGAGUUAUAUGGCCCUCUGUAGCUCCACAAAGUUUGGUGUUGUGGUCUGGGUUAUACCAGAGAUCUAUAAUUGACCAAUCAAAACAGAAGGAGGCUUGGCAGGAAGUCAGUAAAAUAAGAGAGUAUGACAAGGAAUUAAGGUCAAAGGUCACCAAACUAAGGAGACAACUUGCCUCAUUAGAAAGAGAAGCACUAGGAGUUGGACUGAUUCUUCCCUCAGAACUUGGUGUUGAUUGUAUACCAGAAUGAGGUCAAUAUUCAGGACAAACUUUGCUGGACUUAUUUAUGAUAUAUAUAUCUACAGAUUUUAAAUACCAGGAUAGACACUUUCACAUUCCAUCUUGUCUUAAGGAUGUAA
Molecule: messenger RNA, 1945 nt
Organism: Mytilus trossulus (common blue mussel)
Lineage: Eukaryota; Metazoa; Mollusca; Bivalvia; Mytilida; Mytilidae
Product: myotubularin-related protein 9-like
Exons: 15
Coding region: 145-1836 (563 amino acids)
Biological process (GO): negative regulation of autophagy; phosphatidylinositol dephosphorylation
Cellular component (GO): membrane; cytoplasm
Molecular function (GO): phosphatidylinositol-3-phosphate phosphatase activity
Source: RefSeq, a predicted model, not a curated record